Molecule: messenger RNA, 519 nt
Organism: Dromaius novaehollandiae (emu)
Lineage: Eukaryota; Metazoa; Chordata; Aves; Casuariiformes; Dromaiidae
Product: olfactory receptor 14J1-like
Exons: 1
Biological process (GO): G protein-coupled receptor signaling pathway
Cellular component (GO): membrane
Molecular function (GO): odorant binding; olfactory receptor activity
Source: RefSeq, a predicted model, not a curated record
AUGGCCUACGACCGCUUUAUUGCCAUCUGCAGACCCCUGCACUAUGGGACCCUCAUGGACAGCAGAGCUUGUGUCAAAAUGGCAGCAGCUGCCUGGGCCAGUGGUUUUCUCUAUGCUCUCCUGCACACUGCUAACACCUUUUCAAUACCACUCUGCCAAGGCAACACAGUAGACCAGUUCUUCUGUGAAAUCCCCCAGAUCCUCAAGCUCUCCUGCUCACAUGCCUACCUCAGGGAAGCUGGGCUUCUUGUGGUCAGUGCCUGUUUAUUCUUUGGGUGUUUCAUUUUCAUUGUGCUGUCCUACGUGCAGAUCUUCACUGCUGUGCUGAGGAUCCCCUCUGAGCAGGGCCGGCACAAAGCCUUUUCCAUGUGCCUCCCUCACCUGGCCGUGGUCUCCCUGUUCAUCAGCACUGCAGUGUUUGCCUACCUGAAGCCCCCCUCCCUCUCCUCCCCAGCUCUGGAUCUGGUGGUGGCUGUUCUGUACUCGGUGGUGCCUCCAGCAGUGAACCCCCUCAUCUAC